AUGGUGGCUUGGGUUGAUAAAGGCAUUCCUCGGGGCCUAGAUGAACUCUGGGAUAUCGAGUAUUGGCAGUUAGGUGACUGGCUUGAUCCUACAGCACCACCGGACCAGCCUGGCGACUCACGGACCAAUGCUACCCUGGUAGCUGAUGCAUACCUCGUAAGAGUCACACGGGUCAUUGCGCAAGUUUCUGAACUGCUUCGUGAAUCAUCUAAUGCCGCCCGCUAUCACGCUGACUACCUACGCUUGAAAUCGACGGCCCUCAGUCUCGCUCUAAUGUUCUCUCUUCUUGGCUCGGAAAAGCAAAAUACCGAGGCAGGCAGACGUCUGGCAUACCUGGUCCGACUUGCGAACUUCCGUGUAUCAACCGGUUUCGUCGGCACUCCAAUUAUCACACAUGCUCUCACGCGUGCAGGGUAUGCACAGCUCGCGUAUCGUAUGCUCCUUGAGAAAGGUUGCCCAUCUUGGAUGUACCCAAUUACGAUGGGUGCCACUACUAUCUGGGAACGCUGGGACAGCAUGAAAGCAGAUGGUUCCGUCAACGGUGGGGAAAUGACCAGUUUCAACCAUUACGCCCUCGGAUUAAUCAUCAACUGGCUCCAUACUACCGUGGCUGGAAUGACUGAGAUUGAGCCUGGUUGGAGAAAGAUCAAGGUUCAGCCGAUUCCGGGUGGUACCAUCACAUCUGCGAAAGCGACUUACGAGAGUCCCUACGGCAGAGUGGAGUGUGCCUGGGAGGUACACAAUAACGAGGAAUUUGUUGUGGACCUUGUUGUGCCCCCAAAUAGCAGAGCGCUUGUCGUUCUUCCUAAUGACAACGAGGGACUGUGGGCUGGAUCAGGUCGUCACUCGUUUACUAGGGCCUACUCCCCGGCAACAUGGCCACCUGCGCCGAUUCGUGAUUUCUUCAGGCAGCCAAACAAUAAACUUAUUGCUUUGAAUGGGAAGUUUGCCAAUGGAUAUAAGCUUGUUUCAGAAUAG
Penicillium daleae is the source of this 978-nucleotide messenger RNA. RefSeq lists its product as uncharacterized. Bases 1 to 978 code for a protein of 325 amino acids. NCBI's taxonomy places the organism in Eukaryota, Fungi, Ascomycota, Eurotiomycetes, Eurotiales, Aspergillaceae. The record is from RefSeq and is a predicted model, not a curated record. The transcript has 2 exons. Gene Ontology annotation, biological process: carbohydrate metabolic process.